ACAUUUGCUGCAAAAAAGAAAACAUGAAGCGGACGAAAAGUAAAAUUGAAUCAGUUGCGGUGCUGAGGAAAAAUGAUAAUAAUCCAAUUCUGGCUAAAUUCCAGAAUGGAGAUCUUCUGCCAGGUUCACACGAUAAUCUCGAGUGUCACUUUGCAGUGGAUAAGGCAGAGAAGAAGGGUCAUAAACUCCUGGCUGCCUGUGAUGCUUCCGUGUACAUUGGGGAUGUGAAGCAGGAUCCCCAACUGAACACAUUUAUUGCAAUCCGGAAUACUGUGACGGGAAAAAUUCGUCUGGUUCAGGUGGAAACGUGUUCAAUGCUCAGUGAGCACGUUCUGCGUGUCAGGGAAGACAGUGCUGCCCGGACGGCGAAUGAUGACUCAAAUAAGCUCUACACGCAAUUUGGUGGGAAGAAAGCCAUGAAGGCACACGAUAAAUACAAUCGUAUGAAGGUCAAUGUGGACAUUGUGAAGGAUACCCUGGAUAACACGCUGGAGAAGCACGAAGCAUCCAGGGUGGAUGAGCCAGAGGAGAUGCCAGAUUUUGGGGAUACAAAACGCAAUCCAAUUUGCCCUCCAAUGAACAAGGAAGCAAAGAAUAUAAAGGAUCUCUACUCCUUCACGGAACUCAUUGCUCCGAGGAUUCUCACGGAGAUUGAAUUUGUUGCCAAGGAAGUGCUCAAAACCCCUCCGGAUGAACUUCCGAUAGAGAGCAAUUUUAUCCUUCAGCGUAUUCGGAAGAUUCAGCAAUCCAAUAAUCCAGAAUCUCCGGAAAAUUUGCUGAAGACAAAGGCUCUGAUCUACCUCGAUGCUCUAAUGACGCUCGUCAAGAAAGUGAAGAAAGGGCAGAAUUUCAGCAGUGUGAGCCUCUCGGGGAUUUGCGAUAAUGUCGAAACGGAGAUUAGGAAGCAAUUCACAGAUCCCACCGCAACGCGACCAAUUAAAUCAGCUUUCACCACGCGCAAAGCCAUCUGCCACAUCCUCGUUCUGGGCAUCCUCCUCACGGACACAAUGGAGAUUGGCGUGGAAGAGAUGACGGUGGAACUGAAGACAACCAACAGGAAGGAACUGCUGGAGUUUGCGAUUUAUCUGGGAUUGAAGAUAAGCCCCAAUAAGGAAUUCUUGGGACUCAAGUUGCCUUCGCAGAUGGACGACAAGAGGCGCCUGAAGCCGGAAAUGAGGAGGCGCAGGAAAUAAAUUUUUUUUUCUUUU
Lutzomyia longipalpis is the source of this 1208-nucleotide messenger RNA. RefSeq lists its product as uncharacterized. Gene Ontology annotation, cellular component: RNA polymerase I complex. The transcript is spliced from 2 exons. Gene Ontology annotation, molecular function: DNA binding. NCBI's taxonomy places the organism in Eukaryota, Metazoa, Arthropoda, Insecta, Diptera, Psychodidae. Gene Ontology annotation, biological process: transcription elongation by RNA polymerase I; RNA polymerase I preinitiation complex assembly; nucleolar large rRNA transcription by RNA polymerase I. The coding region runs from base 24 to 1193 and encodes 389 amino acids. The record is from RefSeq and is a predicted model, not a curated record.